AAAAGAAAUAAGAAGUUAUGCAUUAGAGGUGAACUCGAAUUUUGAGAUUACUUUUUUUUUGUUUAAGUAGUUUUCUUUUUGUACUCAUGUACAGGAAAUAUGAUUUAGUUAUCAUACCAUUAUAAUCAUCUGAUCUCUGUGAUUGUUGAUGUAAUAACAUUUUGCGAAAUCUGUCAACCAAUACAACGAAAUAAUCAUGAUUUUUAUAUAACCACAAAAAUUUUGAUACAAAGACUAAUGGUAGUAGUAGUAGUAGUACUGUCAUCAAUAUGAAUAUCAUUAACAACACUAGCAACUGGACAAUAUUUUCCAAUUACACAGUGAUAGAUGAUUACAGUUUAUGGAAAACUAUACUACUUGGAAUUUUGUUAAUUAUUGCAGUCUUAUUAACUGUCACUGGAAAUUUGUUAGUAUUUCUAGCUUUUCUACGUGAAAGAUAUAUGCGAAAAAAUUUAACCAAUUGGUUUUUGGUUUCAUUAGCUAUAGCAGAUUUAUUAGUUGGAACUAUAGUGAUGCCAUUUGCUAUUUAUCAUACAUUAUAUAAUGCAUAUUGGCCAUUUGGACGUGAUUGGUGUGAUGUAUGGCAUGCAUUUGAUGUGUUAAGUUCCACAGCAUCAAUAUUAAAUCUUUGUGCAAUAGCAUUGGAACGAUUCUGGGCAACGGAAAAUCCUAUUACGCAUACAUCAAUGCGUACACGUCGGCAUUGUUUAUUAAUGCUUGCAUUUGUAUGGAUCUGUUCAAUACUGAUAUCAUUUCCAGCAAUUUUAUGGUGGAGAAAUACACAAGAUUAUACAAUUAACUCCGCAGAAAUAUGCCAAUUUACAUCGGAUAGUAUUUAUUUAUUUGUUUCAUCUUGUGUAUCAUUUUAUAUACCAUUAAUAGUGAUGUUAGUUGUGUAUACACGUAUUUAUCGAACUGCUAAUAAUUUAAUGAAAAGUUUUAAAACUGGUGAAAAAAUUGUUGUUUAUUCAAAUAUUAAACAAUUAUCACCACCAAGUUUAAAUUUCCAAGUAACCACCAAUCCAUUAAAUGAACGUAAACACAAGCAUUGGCUCAAACAAUGUCAUCCUACGGUAAAAUCACAAGAUUUCAUACCACCACAAUUGUCAAUGUCACAAGGAGAUAAAAUGAUACUACGUGUUCAUCGUGGUGGAAAUAGUGCGGAUAAAUAUGCUACCAGAAGUAAUAAUACAUUUAAAUCAAACAAAUUUAAAACAAUACCUAAACCUAAUCGUUUAUCUUCUAAUAAUUUUGACAAAAGUAUGAUGAUAAAACGAAAAAAAUUCAAUGAUUUAACAAAACUUACAAAUUCAUUUUGUUUAAAUAAACACUACAUCACUACAUUGUCAAAUGUCAAUCAAAGCAUUACACCACUGAAUCAAUUCAAUAGUGACCAAUUAAAAUCUAAUAGAAAUCAUUGGAAUCAUACAAAUUCUUUAAUGCAAAUACCAAUUCAUUCACAAAUUAUUACAGACAAUAAUAAUAAUAAUAAUAUUAAUAGUAGUAGUAAUAAUAAUAAGUCGUUACAUGGUCAAAUUGAUUUUAAACGUUCACAUUCAUUCAGUAUCUUAAGUUAUCUAUCAUCUCAUUCACAACAUAGUCAAAAAUGUAAAAAAUCACUGUGUUUGCAAUCACAAAUUGUACCAAUUAAACCAUCAUCCAUCAAAAUGCGAAAUUCACAAACUUCGCACCCUAAACAAUGGAAUAGUUUAACAUGGAGAUGCGAACAAAAUCAGCUCACUGGUUACCAAUUUAAUAAUAAUGAUAAAGAUAAAAAGUAUUCAAAAUAUCAUUUUGCUGUAUCAAAUGAAAAAUGCAAACAAUCAAUUGCCAGGCUAAGUAUGAAUCAACAAAAUAUUAACAACAACAAUAACAGUGUAUGCAUGAAUAAUUCUACAAUAAAUAUCACUUCAACAACCAGUAAUAUCACUAUGAAUUCGAAUUCAAUUAAUAAUACAACUCAAAUGGAAGGUAAUUCAUUGCCUAAAACAAAAUGUUGGAUAAAUCAAUUAAGAGAGUUUGCUAGAAAGAAAUGUGUUUGUAAAUUUGCACGUGAACAGAAAGCAGCUAAAACAUUAGGCAUUAUCAUGGGAUUAUUUAUAUUAUGUUGGUUACCAUUUUUUGUUUGUAACAUUUUAAUUGCUUGCGAUCCAUAUGCAUUGAAUAAAAAUGAUCUAUUUAAACAAGCUCAUCAUUUGGUUACAUGGUUAGGUUAUAUAAAUUCAUGCAUUAAUCCUAUUAUUUAUGCACAUUCAAUGCAUGAAUUUCGUAGAGCAUUUAAACGAUUACUUUGUUUUCAUUGGUGGUAUCGUAAACAAAUUCAAUUGAGAAAAUCAACUUCUUUUACUAGUCAUUGUUUAUCACAUCGUUUAACUUCUCAUCAUCAUCAGCAUCCUCAUCAUCAUCAUCACCGCCAUCAUCAUCAUCAUCGUCGUCAUCAUCAUCAUCAUCGUCAUCAUCAAGAUGAUGAUCGUUUUCAUCGACACGGUCCUUAUCAGUCUGGUGAUUAUUUAUGUACAGAUAAAUUUGAUACUCUUUAUAAAACGAAUCAACCAACAUCGAAAUAUCAUCCUAGUGUUACAGAUUAUCAGUCAACUAAUAGUCGUUUAGUAAAUCGAGAACUUGAGAAUAGUUAUUUAUCAUAUAGUAUAAUUGUACCAAAUUUAAGUGAUCCCAUUUGUUUUAAAAAUCAGUAGACAUGAUGAAAAGAAAUUCAAAAAUUUGGCGGGAUUUAUAUUAUCAAUCCUUUGGACAUAACCGAAAAACGAUUAUUAUUAUUAUGAUUAUUAUUAUGGUAUAAAGUCGGUGUCUUUCGACAAACGUUUUGCUUUUUAUUUUAUAUGGAAAGAUUAUACUGAUUUCUUUAAAUAUGCUUAUCAAAGACAUAAUGAAUUAUAUAUUCGAUCUAAACUGAUACACUCAAAAAGUGAGUAUGUAAAUAAAAUUGUUCAAGUGUAAAGCAGUAUGUACUUUUCUUUGUGUUUUUAUCUUCAAUUCCAUUCAAUAUAUACCUUGUGAUGAUAAGAACGGCUAUUAGUUAGCUACUAC
This is a messenger RNA of Schistosoma turkestanicum, 3048 nucleotides long. The record is from the annotation of a GenBank genome assembly. Lineage: Eukaryota; Metazoa; Platyhelminthes; Trematoda; Strigeidida; Schistosomatidae.